Molecule: messenger RNA, 1158 nt
Organism: Grammomys surdaster
Lineage: Eukaryota; Metazoa; Chordata; Mammalia; Rodentia; Muridae
Gene: Trem2
Product: triggering receptor expressed on myeloid cells 2
Exons: 5
Coding region: 166-936 (256 amino acids)
Cellular component (GO): cell surface
Molecular function (GO): signaling receptor activity
Source: RefSeq, a predicted model, not a curated record
GUGCCUACCCUAGUCCUGACAGCAUUGCUCAAUCCAGGAGCACAGUUCCUGUGGGCUGAGCCUGACUGGCUUGGUCAUCUCUUUUCUGCACUUCAAGGGAAAGGCAAGAUCUUGCACAAGAGACCCCUUGCGUCUGUCUCCUCCGGCUGGCCGAGGAAGGGUGCCAUGGGAUCUCUCCACCUGUUUCUCCUGCUGCUGGUCACAGAGCUGUCCCAAGCCCUCAACACCACGGUGCUGCAGGGUGUGACCGGAGAGUCCCUGAAGGUGUCAUGCACUUACGACGCUGUGAAACACUGGGGUCGACGCAAGGCCUGGUGUCGUCAGCUGAGUGAAGACGGCCCGUGCCAGCGUGUGGUGAGCACACAUGGUGUGUGGCUGCUGGCCUUCCUGAGGAAGCGGAACGGGAGCACAGUCAUCGCCGAUGACACCUUUGCUGGAACCGUCACCAUCACUCUGAGGAACCUCCAAGCCGAUGACGCGGGCCUCUACCAGUGUCAGAGCCUGCGAGGCCGAGAGGCUGAGGUCCUGCAGAGGGUUCUGGUGGAGGUGCUGAAGGACCCUCUAGAAGACCAAGAUGCUGGAGAUCUCUGGGUUCCGGAGGAGUCAGGAAGUUUUGAGGAUGCCCAAGUGGAACACAGCACCUCCAGGCAGGUUUCACCCUGUGGGUCACCUCUAGCCUACCAUCUUCCUCCUCUUUCCAAGGAGCCAAUCAGGAGAGACUUCCUUCCCACCCACUUCCGUUCUUCUCCUCCUGGCCUGUAUCCUCCUGAGCAAGCUCCUUACAGCCAGCAUCCUCUGGGCUGUAGCCAGGAGCAAGCAGAAGCAAGAGACACCUGUGGUCAGUGGGCUGGACUGUGGCCAAGAUGCUGGGCACCAACUUCAGAUCCUCACUGGACCCAGAGAUACGUGAGAGAAUUCCAAGUGGGAGGAGAAUGACAGCUUGUCUAGCCGGGGGCCAAUCCAGCCUGCAUACUCUUCCUCUGCCACCAAGACUUCUGUUUCUGCUUCUUUGCUUCAGAGGCCACCUCUGCCUAAAGCCCGCCUAUCCCAGGAGCAGGAAUACUGGUGUGCACAUCUUUGUUGAGUGAGGAAAACAGCUGGAUGGAUGGUUGUCUGUCAACUUCUAUGCUUUGGACAUUAAACACUCUCACACACUAA